Molecule: messenger RNA, 1879 nt
Organism: Nicotiana tabacum (common tobacco)
Lineage: Eukaryota; Viridiplantae; Streptophyta; Magnoliopsida; Solanales; Solanaceae
Source: RefSeq, a predicted model, not a curated record
AGGGGGCAGAGAGCAAAAACAGAGGGCAACGAAAGAAAAUUAGGGGAAAGGUCCGAUUUCGCACCCGCAGCUCGAGGUCCGCAUUCCAGUCGAGGUUCGUCGAGGUAUUUUUCCGGGUUUUCGGUUCCAGGCUUCUUAGAUCUUUGGCAUAAAGGUGACAGUUAUAUAGAGUUGUUGGUGGGGCUGUCAAAAUAUAUUGGCAGCCCUAUUUCCUCCCAGAAAAACAUAAGACCAACUUAAAUAAAAGAGUGUCUUGCAGGAAAAUUAUUGUUGUUUGUAUGAGGGUUGUCUGAUAUUGGUAUGCAAAUUUGGGAAGGCUGUAUAUCAUCAUGGCUUCGUUUUCUGGAAUCCUCCAAAGACCGAUAGUUGCAGCAUCUGCAGUCGCUAUAACUUCUGUAUCUACUGAUCUUCAUGAAAAAUUUUGGCCCUCAAAAUCAAUAGAGAAUUCUUCUUCUGAAGCAUUGCAAGAAAAGAAAACAUCAUGGGUGUCUCAGAUAUCCGUAUCUAAGCUUGCCAAUUUGUCCUUUGUCAACAGAAUACGCGUUCCUGUGCCUAACAUAAGUGUUCCAAGUCCCAGCGCCAGUUACAGUUCUAGUUCUGUUUCAAAUCUUUCGUGUUCUUCCAUAGGAAUUUCUUCUGUGUUGGUCAAUUUUUAUCAAUUAGCAGCAUUGACUAAGUCUGCAAAUCCAUCAACAUAUACUUCUACAGUUCCUUCUUCGCCUUCAGAGGUGUUGUAUAAAUGGCAUUUACCGGAGCCAAAUGUUGUUGAUAUAUCAGGGAAUUAUGAUUGUUCAUCAGUAAAGUCUAGGACUGUGGUAGUAUUGUUGGGAUGGUUAGGUGCAAAACAGAAGCAUCUAAAGAGAUAUGCAGACUGGUAUUCCUCAAGAGGAUAUCAUGUCAUUACAUUUACUUUCCCAAUGUCUGAGAUUCUUAGCUAUCAAGUCGGGGGAAAGGCAGAGCAGGAUAUAGAACUGCUUGUGAACCAUCUUGCUGAUUGGUUGGAAGAAGAGCAUGGAAAGAACUUGGUCUUCCACACUUUCAGUAACACAGGAUGGUUAACUUAUGGUGUCAUUUUGGAGAAGUUUCAAAAACAAGAUCCUGCUUUAAUGACAAGGAUCAAAGGUUGUAUUGUUGAUUCUGCUCCUGUAGCUGCUCCAGAUCCACAGGUAUGGGCUUCUGGAUUCUCUGCUGCCUUUUUGAAGAAGAAUAGUGUUGCAACCAAACGCAUCAUGACUAUAAACAACAAAGAUGCGGAUGUGACAAUAGAAACCAAAACUUCUUCGGAUGCUACGCCUGCAGUAACUGAAGCAGCUUUGCUAGUAGUACUGGAGAAGUUCUUUGAGGUGGUUUUGAACCUUCCCGCCGUAAAUAGGAGACUUUCUGAUGUUCUGGAUCUAUUGACAUCCCGGCAACCAAGUUGCCCACAAUUGUACAUAUACAGCAGUGCAGACAGAGUGAUUCCUGCGAUUUCUGUUGAGUCCUUUGUAGAGGAGCAACGAAGCAUUGGUCGCAACGUUAGAGCUUGCAACUUCAUUUCUACACCUCAUGUUGAUCAUUUCAGAAAUGAUCCUGAAUUAUAUACUUUACAGCUUACCCAAUUUCUUGAGGACUCCGUUUUAAGCUCUUGCAAACAGUCUUCCUGAAUAAUUCCUAACCACAUUCAUUCUUUUAGCCUUUUCUUCAGUUUUUACCAAAUACUUUGUAAAACUUCUGUUUUCCAAUUUUAAAACAGAUAUACAUUUACAAUACAUUGGUGUAGGUUUAUUAAAUAUACAGUAAGAAUAAGAUUCUUUUAUUUUAUUUUAGUUGUAUCUGUGGUUUCCCAGCAAUAAAGUUGCUGCACUGUAACCCAAUUUUAUAUAUUUAUUUAAUUAUGCUA